AGAACAUGGCAAAUGAAAAGGAUAUAAGUAACAUUGAAAAGGUAGAAAAUCGUACACAAUAUGUGAACAUGUGUGAUAAAGAAGCAUGUUACAAUGGAGAGAAAAAAUUAUUAGAAAUAAAUCCAAGUUUAAGCAAACGUCAGCAGAAAAAAGUAAAAAAACGAGAAAAAUGGUUGGAACGAAAGGUGGAGAUAAGAUUACGCGAAAGAGAAAAAGCAAGGCAAAAACGAGCAUUUGCUCGUGCAAAUAAUAUAGACCUUGGCCCAUCUAGAAAAGCUUUAAAAAGAAUUACAAUGGCAGAUAGUACAUGUAAAAUUGGAAUAACUAUUGAUUUGUCAUUUGAUGAUUUAAUGAUUGACAAAGAUAUUGCAAAAUUGACUAAGCAAAUAUUAAGAUGUUAUACUUUAAACAGACGUGCUAUUGCACCAAUGCAAUUUUCACUUACAAGUUUUAAUGGAAAAUCAAAGACAAAUAUGGAAAGGCAUAAUGGAUACGAACAUUGGGAUGUCAAAUUUUAUAUGGAAUCAUACUUGAAUGUCCAUCCAAAAGAGAAAAUCAUAUAUCUUACUAGUGAAUCAGAAAAUGUUAUCACUCAUCUGGAACAUGAUUGUUUGUACGUUAUAGGUGGUCUUGUUGAUCAUAAUAGUCAUAAGGGUCUCUGCCAUAAGUUAGCUGUACAGGCUGGAGUGAGGCAUGGCCGGUUACCUCUAGAUAAAUUUUUACAAAUGAAAGCUAGAAAGGUUUUAACUGUUGAUCAUGUGUUUGAAAUUUUGCUUAGGGUUAGUGAAGGAAAAACAUGGCAAGAAGCAUUUUUGCAGGUGUUACCAGAAAGAAAAAACGCACAACCCAUUGAACCAUUAGAAAGAAAGGAAGAUGUGUCAAAAAUCUAUAAUGAAAAACAAACAUUACUUCAUAUAAACAAUGAGGUAGAAGAAAAAAUGGAAAUUAAUGAACUUGAAAGCACAAAUGAUGUAUAUACACAAUAAAAAUGUUGUGGAUAGAACA
Messenger RNA from Osmia bicornis bicornis, 1005 nucleotides. RefSeq names its product tRNA methyltransferase 10 homolog A. NCBI's taxonomy places the organism in Eukaryota, Metazoa, Arthropoda, Insecta, Hymenoptera, Megachilidae. Gene Ontology annotation, cellular component: nucleus; nucleoplasm. The transcript is spliced from 5 exons. Gene Ontology annotation, biological process: tRNA N1-guanine methylation. The record is from RefSeq and is a predicted model, not a curated record. The coding region runs from base 6 to 986 and encodes 326 amino acids. Gene Ontology annotation, molecular function: tRNA binding.